UUAAUAAAGUAUACUUUUUACUAACUCUUACACUAUUAUUUACAGGACCGAUCAGCUAUCCACCGUGGGCAUGCAUAACGUGCCCACCAUGAUGUGACAAUUGUAAUUAUAGUAAAAUAAUUUUAAUUAGAAUAAGAUUUAUUAUUUAUCUUUCCUAAUUAAAAUUGUCACAUCAAUGGUGGACACGUUUUGCUUGUCCACGGUGGGUAGGUGAUCGGUUCUGUAUUUAUAUAUACAAAACAUCCAGAUCUUCAUGUAUAAAUAUAAGAUGAAAACUAUACUGAAAUGGAUUAUGAGCAGAGGCGAGGGGUUUUAUGAAUUCCUAUAAAUACCUCCAAAUCGAUCACAUCCUCCAUUUCUCAGCGUCAAAUUGCAGCCGUAGAUUUUGAUCAACGGUAACAUUGGCUCUUCCUUUCCCGUGAAUUCCAAACCCUUCAAUCAUCAGUGAUCACCCGUGAUCUUUCCCUCCCCAUUUUUUCCGGCCGAAACAAUUCACAUUUUCCUCUCAAAAAAUACGUUUCCACAAAAAUAAAAAAUAAAAAUCCAAAAUUCGCGAACCUUCAACCAUCAACUAACGAUAACUGCUGCGCGCAUAAUUAUUAUCAAAACCCUCCUUUCAUUUUGCUUCGAGAACCCCAGUCAAUCCGCAUUCCUCGCACCAAUUUUCCCGCGCAGAUUCUCGAUAAAUCAAUCGGAGCAAAAUGGAGUCGUUCAAGAAGAAAUCAUUCAAGAUCGGGCACAGUGAUAAUGGAGAGGAAGGAAAUUCGAGCCAUGGCAGGGAGGAAUACGUGGUGGAGGAUUUGAGGGAGCGAAUCCAGUCGUCACGCGACAGCCGACUCACUCUGGUCGAGAACGAGUUGGAGAUGGACUUGACUCGGCGGAGGUUCAGCAGGUACAGCGUCAUCAAUGGAUUGAAAGACCUAUCUCAAGGCUUGUUCAUCCACCCCGACAACAGGUGGUACAAGGCAUGGGAGAAAUUUAUACUAAUAUGGGCAAUAUACUCAUCAUUCUUUACUCCAUUGGAGUUCGGGUUCUUCAGGGGACUGCCAGAGAACCUCUUCAUUUUAGACAUUGUUGGCCAGGUGGCAUUUCUUCUCGACAUUAUCUUGCAAUUCUUUGUGGCUUACAGGGAUAGCCAUUCCUACAAAAUGGUUUACAAGCGUAAUCCAAUUGCCCUACGGUAUAUUAAAUCUCAUUUUUUUCCGGACCUUCUAGCUUGCAUGCCUUGGGAUAUUAUCUACAAGGCUUGUGGAAAAAAAGAAGAGGUGAGGUAUCUUCUCUGGAUCAGGUUGAUACGGGUUCGCAGACUUACAGAUUUCUUCCAGAGGAUGGAAAAGGACAUCAGAAUCAAUUAUCUUUUCACAAGGAUAGUGAAACUAAUCGCUGUUGAACUCUACUGCACGCAUACAGCAGCUUGCAUCUUCUACUACCUAGCCACUACGCUCCCUCAAGAGAAGGAAGGUUACACAUGGAUUGGGAGUUUGAAAUUGGGUGACUAUAGUUAUUCACAGUUCAGAGAGAUAGAUAUAUGGACGCGUUACACUACUUCAAUGUAUUUUGCCAUUGUGACCAUGGCAACUGUAGGCUAUGGAGAUAUACACGCAGUCAAUCUGAGAGAAAUGAUAUUCAUUAUGAUCUAUGUUUCCUUUGACAUGAUUCUUGGUGCAUAUUUGAUUGGUAACAUGACAGCACUGAUCGUGAAAGGAUCGAAGACAGUAAGAUAUAGGGACAAAAUGACUGAUCUUACCAAAUAUAUGAACAGAAACAGACUUGGAAAGGAACUACGUAAUCAAAUAAAAGGGCACUUGCGUUUGCAAUAUGAAAGUAGCUACACUGAUGCCGCUGUUCUACAAGAUAUCCCAAUGUCUAUUCGUGCCAAGAUAUCUCAGACUCUGUAUAAGUCAUAUGUGGAAAAUAUUCCCCUUUUCAAAGGUUGCUCCCAAGAAUUCAUCAAUCAAAUCGUAACUCGGGUCCAUGAGGAAUUUUUUCUCCCUGGAGAAGUCAUAAUGGAACAGGGGAAUGUUGUGGAUCAGCUCUAUUUUGUUUGUCAUGGUGUCUUGGAGGAGGUUGGAAUAGGGGCUGAUGGAUUAGAAGAGACUGUGUCUCUUCUAGAGCCUAACAGCUCGUUUGGAGAGAUUUCCAUUCUUUGCAACAUUCCUCAGCCUUAUACUGUGCGCGUAUGUGAACUAUGCAGACUCUUGCGUAUUGAUAAACAAUCUUUCUCCAAUAUUCUCGAGAUAUAUUUCCACGAUGGCCGGAAAGUCUUGACUAACUUGUUGGAGGGAAAAGAAUCUAAUCUACGCCUGAAGCAAUUGGAGUCGGAUAUUACAUUCCAUAUUGGUAAACAAGAGGCUGAUCUUGCUUUGAGAGUGAAUAGUGCAGCAUUUUACGGUGAUCUGUAUCAACUUAAAAGCGUAAUCCGUUCUGGAGCAGAUCCCAACAAGAAAGAUUAUGAUGGAAGGACAGCGCUGCAUCUUGCUGCAUCAAGAGGAUACGAAGAUAUCACUCUGUUCUUGAUACAAGAAAGUGUAGACAUCAACGCUGAAGAUAAUUUUGGUAACACCCCCUUGCUCGAAGCCAUCAAGAACGGGCACGACAAGGUUGCUUCACUUCUUUCUAAAGAAGGGGCCAUACUUAAAAUCGACAAUGUUGGUAGCUACUUGUGCGCAGUGGUUGCAAGAGGCGAUUCAGAUUUCCUGAGAAGGUUGUUAUCCAAUGGCAUCGAUCCCAACUCGAAAGACUAUGAUCAUCGAACCCCCCUUCACGUCGCUGCCUCUCAAGGACUGUAUUUAAUGGGGAAGUUGCUUCUGGAAGCAGGAGCCAGUGUCUUCACAAAAGACAGAUGGGGAAACACUCCAAUUGAUGAAGGGAGAAUUUGCGGAAACAAAAACAUGAUCCGACUUCUGGAAGAGGCGAAGACGGCCCAAUUAUCCGAGUAUCCUGAUAGAGUCAAUGAAGUCACAGCAGAGCUAACACAUGCAAAGAAGAAGUGCACUGUGUUCCCGUUUCAUCCAUGGGAUCCUAAAGAAGGAAGAAGACAUGGAGUUGUGAUGUGGGUUCCUCACGCCAUGGAAGAGCUAAUAGAAGCUGCCUCCCACCAGCUGGGGAUGCUUGAUGCUGAAUGCAUUAUAUUAUCUGAAGACGGAGGCCAAAUUUUGGAUGUCGAUAUGAUUACGGAAGGCCAGAAACUGUAUCUCAUUAAUCAAACAGGUUGAGAAUCUAUGUUGAUGUAAUACAGAGAUCUGGCUUUCCUUAUAUAUAUAUGACCGAUGUAGUUUUUACAAGCUCGGUCUUCCUCAAAAAAUCUACUACUUCCGUCCCACGAAUCUUGAGUCACUUUUCUUUUUCAGCCGUUCCACGAAUCUUAAGUCAUUUUCUUAUAUGACAAAAAAAUUUCUCUUUA
This is a messenger RNA of Salvia miltiorrhiza (redroot sage), 3403 nucleotides long. RefSeq names its product potassium channel SKOR. Gene Ontology annotation, cellular component: membrane. Gene Ontology annotation, biological process: transmembrane transport; potassium ion transport. The record is from RefSeq and is a predicted model, not a curated record. The coding region runs from base 702 to 3215 and encodes 837 amino acids. The transcript is spliced from 13 exons. Gene Ontology annotation, molecular function: voltage-gated potassium channel activity; protein binding. NCBI's taxonomy places the organism in Eukaryota, Viridiplantae, Streptophyta, Magnoliopsida, Lamiales, Lamiaceae.